Molecule: messenger RNA, 1418 nt
Organism: Andrographis paniculata
Lineage: Eukaryota; Viridiplantae; Streptophyta; Magnoliopsida; Lamiales; Acanthaceae
Product: abscisic acid receptor PYL8-like
Exons: 3
Coding region: 214-789 (191 amino acids)
Biological process (GO): abscisic acid-activated signaling pathway
Cellular component (GO): cytoplasm; nucleus
Molecular function (GO): abscisic acid binding; protein phosphatase inhibitor activity; signaling receptor activity
Source: RefSeq, a predicted model, not a curated record
AGAAACUUGGAGAAAUAAAUUAAUUUGGACCAUUGAGACAAGUUGCAGGUGACAAUGGCGGUGUGUUUUGGACUGUUGUGAAGCUCUGACUCUCUCUCUCUCUCUCUCUCUGACUUUGAUUCUCAUUCACUCCCCUUUACCCACUCCUAUUUUUCCUCCAAUAUCCACCCAACCAUCCUCCCAUCAAUCCACUCCUCGGCCGCCGAUUCGGUAAUGGUAAGUUCAAUGGACGACGGAGAUAGGCGCACCGCCGGACCGGAAGAGGAUUUCAUCAGGAAACACCACAAGCACGACGUCGGGGAGAAUCAGUGCACGUCCUCCCUGGUCAAACAUGUCAAAGCUCCUUUGCCUCUCGUUUGGUCGUUGGUGAGGCGGUUCGAUCAGCCGCAGCGGUACAAGCCUUUCGUGAGUAGGUGUAUAAUGGAGGGCGAUUUGCAGAUUGGGACUGUGAGGGAGGUGAAUGUCAAAUCGGGGCUACCCGCCACCACCAGCAAGGAGCGUCUCGAGCUGUUGGACGACGAGGAGCACAUUUUCAGCAUGCGGAUCGUCGGCGGAGAUCACCGCCUCAAGAAUUACUCUUCAGUGAUCACAGUUCAUCCUGAAGUGGUGGAUGGAAGGGCGGGGACGAUGGUGAUAGAGUCGUUCGUGGUGGAUGUUCCGGCCGGAAACACUAAAGAAGAAACAUGCUACUUUGUUGAGGCUUUGAUCAAGUGCAACCUCAAGUCCCUGGCUGAUGUCUCCGAGCAUCUAGCCAUGCAAGGCCGAACAGAUCCGAUUGGCAGAGUUUGAUGGCUGGAUGGAAAAGUGCUAUCUAGACAUAGCAACAGCUUCGAUUCGAUUCAAUUCAAUUCAAUUCGGGGAUACAAUCAGGAUACUGAAGAAAGUCACCAAGCUGAGAGACUGCUGCGCAUCACCUCUCCUCCUUGAAGGUGGGAUUUCAUGAAAUCUGCUGGUUUGGUUCUUAAUGGUGGUUUUGAUGUUUCUAUAGUGUAUGGAUGGGUGUCGAUUUGGCCGCUCUUGAUCUUGAUCGUGAUUGUGAUUGUGAUUGUGAUUGUGAUUGUGAUUGGGAUCGACAUCCAGCCAUCCAUUCAUCCAUCCAUCCCUCUCUGUCUGUGUAUGCUCUGUGGAGAUUGGUUUGUAAAUAAGUUUAGGUAGAGAUGAUUGAGGAUGUUUUUGUUCAUGUGUUUUAGAAAUCAUGUUUGGUGUUGGGGUUGGGGUUCUAUUAAUUACAGUUACUGCUAUUUGUUGUUAAAUUUGAAGUCUGUUUUUAUUUUAUUUUGGAUGUUUGGAAGCAGCAUAAGCGUCGUUGGUUGGUAGCAAGGGGCCAAUGAGGCAUAGGCAUACUUAUUAUUAUUGUUGUUGUUUUGGAAUAAUAAUAUCUCACUCACUUGCAAGAAUGAAUGGCUGCUUUGUCUUCA